CUAUAACCUAACUAUAAUACUAUACUCCUACUAUAAUACAUAUUCAACUACCUAACCUAAUUACAAUACUAUACGUAAAUUUUUGGCUGGCAACUUCAAAAAAAAAAAAAAAACGAAAUUGAUUAAACUCCAACUCCAACUCUAAAACCCUCAUCUUCCCCUAUAAAUAAUAGGCCAGAACCUGCGUUUUCUUCAUCCCAAAAACUAAGAAAUAUACAUAUAUACGUAUUUAUAUAUAUUUUUACGACCCAGCGUUUUAGCCAGAAACAAGCCCUGAAAAUACUUCUCAAACCUUCCCCUUCGUGAUACGAAUCCAACGGAAAAAGAAUCGUCGAAAACGGUCGUGAAACGAGGGAGAAAAGCCUCGCCGGAGUUUCGCCGGAGAAAAGCUUUUCGACGGAAAACGGAGAAGAGGGAGGGGCUGCCACUUCCGCCAAUCCACCACCGUCAUUCGCCGUCCCGAGAGGAGUGCACCGCUACCCCGUUGGCCGUUUCCGACGAGAGUCAUGCCGCCGAGAAGAGACAUCCAUGCGACCCCAACUGUCGACGAGCUGGCCCAAACUGUCCAGCGAAUGGCGCAGCUCAUCGGAGCAGCUCAACCUCAAAACCCUGGGAUCGACUACGCAACAAAGGUAGCCGGACGGAACCCUCCAAAAUACUUGGGCGAGGAGGACCACCUUAUCUUGGAGGACUGGAUCCGCACCUUCGACAAGCUCUUUGAUUCACUGAAUUGCCCGUCGGAGCAACGGGUGAAUAUUGUGGUGUAUUAUCUGCACCAAGAAGCGGACCACUGGUGGGCCGCCAACGGACCAGCACUUCUCGGGCAACCGGGUUUCGAUUGGGAGGACUUCAUAGUAGCAUUGCGGGAUCGCUUCUACCCAGAUCACGUGAAGGAAGCAAAUUAUGAAGAAUUUGUCAACUUUAAACAAGGUGACCUGACUAUUCAGGAGUACCACACGAAAUUCGUUCAACUGGCACGUUUUGCCAAGGACCUGGUGUCGACAGAGGCCAGUAUGACCCGCAGGUUUGUUAACGGGCUUAAUUUCGGGGCCCAAAAGUUCGUGACAGUAGCGGAGCCGCGGAACUUGAACGAAGCUUAUAGAAAGGCUGGUAAGUACUAUCUAGUACACCAGAAGGAGAGAGAAGCCCAUAAGAGAGAUCGGAAGAAUGCUGAGGUGGAUCAGCAACAAAAGAAGGCCAGAACCGACCGCCCGGAGCAAAGACAAAUCAAUCAAGGUGGAGGAAAUUUCCAAAACCAGGGGCAGGGCAGAAACCAGCCAACUCAGAUGCGACACCAUAGAUGCAAAUUAUGCCCAAACAACCAUCCCGGGAAGGAUUGUGCGGGAAAUGCGGUGAGGUGUCGCAACUGUAACCUCUUGGGACAUCGGGCAUACGAGUGCAGGAAACCCACGAACCAGGGACAAAACCAGGGAAACAACCAAGCCGAGGGUGGGGUUAAUCAUGCCAACAACAACCGUGGUAAUCCUGGAAACCGCCCAGCGGAGGCCAACCGUAAUCCGGGCCAGGGAGGGCAGAACAACACCCAAGGCCGGAUUUACGUCAUGAACCAGGCUCAAGCAAAUGCGCACGAUGUGGUGUCAG
Molecule: messenger RNA, 1602 nt
Organism: Cuscuta europaea
Lineage: Eukaryota; Viridiplantae; Streptophyta; Magnoliopsida; Solanales; Convolvulaceae
Source: the annotation of a GenBank genome assembly